This is a messenger RNA of Oldenlandia corymbosa var. corymbosa, 2854 nucleotides long. NCBI's taxonomy places the organism in Eukaryota, Viridiplantae, Streptophyta, Magnoliopsida, Gentianales, Rubiaceae. The record is from the annotation of a GenBank genome assembly.
AAAAUCCUAGCCCUACGAUAUGCACGUUCAUCUCACGCAUCUUCGAACGAGUGAACUUUCUCAUCCACUCUUCCCAGUUCUGCAAGUCCCUCAUUCAUUCUUUGUUCUGUUCUUGCUCACUUCUCGACUUUCAAUGAUUCUUCAUCCCACAAUUGACUAUCAGUUGGAGAAAGAGGUUGGGGGAAAACGGAAGAGAAACUGUGUGACUGUGUUUGAAUUUAGAAGAGGAAGAGAAGAUUUAGAAGAACUCCAGAAAGUUGCGGUUUUGCUGAUAAAGAUUGAAUCUUUAGAGUUUGGUGUUGCAUAAAUGGCUUCUGGCACAACGGUUGGUGGUGGUAGUGAAGAGAAUGAAGGUUCUAAAGAUAAGCAGAAGUGGGGAGAACCUGCCUUUGGUGCAGUAUCUGGUGAUUCGUCGAGUCAGAAUCGAGUGUUUGCUGGGAAUUUGACGGGUAGAGGAGGGUUUCUGAGUCCUGAGACAAAGGUGACAAUCAGUUUGUCAAAGAAAUCAAAGGGGGAGGCACGGAACCUGAAGAGAAGGCUGCAGAGUGAGUUGGAUGAGAUCCGGAGUUUGGUACAAAAAAUAGAAGGGAUAGAAGGCAGAAAAACUGGUAAUGCAGGUCGCUAUGUUGACAAUGGUGGUAAGUUGAAACGUGGUCAGUCAGAUAAAGACAAACGGAUGCCUAAGGCAAACAAAUACUAUAAGAACGCAGAUUUUGUGCUUGCAAAGGAUAAGUUUCCGCCAGCGGAAAGCAACAAGAAGUCAAAACCAAAUGCUGGUAAGAAGGGUGGAGGGAAUGAAUUAGGACAUGGGUCUGGUUUUGUAAAAUUUUCAAGCCAGAUGUUGAAGAGCUGUAGUUCAGUACUUGAUAGAUUGAUGAAGCACAAACACGGGUGGGUGUUCAACAAACCUGUUGAUGCUGUUGCUCUUGGUUUGCAUGAUUACUUUGACGUUAUCAAAAGUCCAAUGGAUCUGGGUACUGUUAAAUCUCGGCUAAGCAAAAAUUGGUACAAAUCUCCCAAAGACUUUGCGGAAGAUGUUAGACUUACAUUUCACAAUGCUAUGACGUAUAAUCCUAAAGGGCAAGAUGUUUAUUUGAUGGCAGAGGAGCUAUCCCAGAUAUUCGAGGACAAAUGGGCUGCUAUAGAAACUGAUUAUAUGCGGGAGAUGCUUCGGAAGGAUAAUGAAGCUGGAUUACCCACUCCUAAAUCCAAGAAGGCUACUACAAAGCAGAUGCCACCUUCAGAUAUUAGCGCUAUAGGAAGGUCGGAAUCAACCACCCAUCUCAGUGACUCCAAAACUAAACCCAUGAGUUCAGGUCAUUCAGCCAGGGUGGCUACCACUAAGAAGCCAAAGGCAAAAGACCCCGAUAAAAGGGAUAUGACAUAUGAUGAAAAGCAAAAACUUAGCAAAAAUCUGCAGAGCUUACCUUCUGAAAAGCUUGAAAAUGUUGUCCAGAUUAUCAGAAAGAGGAAUCCUUCUUUGUGCCAAAAUGAUGAUGAAAUUGAAGUAGACAUUGAUAGCGUAGAUACUGAAACUCUUUGGGAGCUGGAUCGGUUUGUGACCAAUUAUAAGAAGAGCGUAAGCAAGAACAAAAGAAAAGCUGACCUUGCCAAUCAAUCAAAGCAAGAAUCUGUGCAGAAUGUUCAAGAAAAGGCACUUUCCCCAGUUGCAUUAGAAAGUCAAAAGGCGAGUCAGAUAGGUGAGGACAUUUCUUCAUCUUAUGCAGAGGUAAAACACAGGGCUGGUCAUGGAAGUGGAUCAAGUAAAUCUAGUGGUUCGAAUGCCAACUCAGGUUCUUUUUCAGGCAGUGUUGUUCUUUUUACAUUUUUUUAAGCAUGCGCUGACAAAGCCUUAUUCUAUUUUUGUCUUGUAUGUACAGGUUCGGACAGCGGAAGUUCCUCAGAUGAUGGAUCUGAUGCAUGACAGUUGAUUAGGAAUCCAGGUAGGAUAGGUUUACUCUCCUGAUUGUCAUUAUUGCUAUCAACUAAUAAUAUACUUUCUGUUCAUGCCUUUGAUUUGAAGUCACUAUAUAGAUUUCCUUAACUGCUGGACUUGUUCAUUGUCAUUUAUUUUGUUGUUCAUGAUAUUUAUAUUUUUUUAUUUCAUAUCUCUUUGGAUGUGCAUAUACUUGUGAGGAUUUAUUUGCUGUCUGGAGAACUGACUUUUUCCUUCUUAAGAGAAAUAUUAAUUUGUAAAGCUUUUCAUGUCUGCAGUUAUGACUUGCUAGUAUCUAAACCGCCCAAUCUGUCAAUUAGUUAUCUAAAGCUUUUCAUGUCUUGCUAUUCUUGUCUCUCAAGAUUUGUCUGCUUGUGCAUGUUUUCUAACUUCAACGUAGAAUGCAUUUUUUAACCUUCUUCGAAGUGGAAAUUUCUCUUCGAAACAGUUUAGAAAGCCUGCAGUUUUCUAUCAUAUCCUUGAGUCUAUCGUCACAACUCAGUGGAGAAAUUGGUAGGUGAUCAUUACCAUUCUGUGUGAAAAUAAAUUCCACGUCUGACAUAUGGACUUAAGAUCACGCUUAUUUACUAACAUGUCACAUGUAGAGCCUAUCAUAUCAAAUAUUUUCCUCUCUUUAUUUCUUCUCGAGACUUUCAGCCGUUUCUCCUUUCUCUGUGUACUUACCGCAAUCUCUCAGAGCUUUGAGUUGGUGACAUGCUCCCCCUUUUUUAUUUGUAACUUUUUAAUAUAAUAUAUGCCUGCUCCUAUUGUUCUUUUUUAUAGGGAUGAGUGUUGUCUGAUCACCGUGCUUCUUACAUUUCAGAUUCCACGCAUUUGAAUAAUGGUAUGUGCCUCUUAAAUUGCUUUGGUGGAAGUUUGGCUGCUUGAUAGUGUUGAACCGGUGGUGGUUCCUCCGUA